AUGUACCUGUUAAAUAGAUACGAUGCUAAAAACACUUUACAUGUUACAACUUGGGAUUGGCUUCUUAAUUGCUGCGCAUUCCUCAGUAUAGAAAAUAACGAAAAAAAAACUUUUUUCCGACCUUUAGAUGCUGCUAGCAAUGACUAUUCGAUUCCAAAAUCAUUUAGUUCCCAAUGUCAAAGAGCGCAAAAUGAAAAUCAUACAAACUGUAGAGGUCAAAAUGAAUAUUACGAGAACUGUGCGGUCACAACAGACACUGCGGACAAUUAUCCGUGCACUGUUGGAUGUCAAUGUUUUGAAGGUUAUGCAAGAAAUGGCAAAGGAAAGUGCGUUCUCGACAGAGGUGAAAUAGCGUGUGGCCCGAACGAAUUUUAUUCUGAUUGUGUUAACGGUGGUUGCGGCAGGCGCAACUGUUCGCAACUACGAUGGCCUGACCUUUGUAUCGACAUAGCCGAAGAAUAUUGUUUAGAAGGGUGCGUUUGUAAGGAUGGCUAUUUGCGAAAUAACGAUGGAGAUUGUGUUCCAAUCAAUUAUUGCCCAGAAAAAAAUAAUACAAACUGUAGAGGUCAAAAUGAAUAUUACGAGAACUGUGCGGUCACAACAGACACUGCGGACAAUUAUCCGUGCACUGUUGGAUGUCAAUGUUUUGAAGGUUAUGCAAGAAAUGGCAAAGGAAAGUGCGUUCUCGACAGAGGUGAAAUAGCGUGUGGCCCGAACGAAUUUUAUUCUGAUUGUGUUAACGGUGGUUGCGGCAGGCGCAACUGUUCGCAACUACGAUGGCCUGACCUUUGUAUCGACAUAGCCGAAGAAUAUUGUUUAGAAGGGUGCGUUUGUAAGGAUGGCUAUUUGCGAAAUAACGAUGGAGAUUGUGUUCCAAUCAAUUAUUGCCCAGAAAAAAAUAAUACAAACUGUAGAGGUCAAAAUGAAUAUUACGAGAACUGUGCGGUCACAACCGACACUGCGGACAAUUAUCCGUGCACUGUUGGAUGUCAAUGUUUUAACGAUUAUGUAAGAAUUAGCAAAGGAAAGUGCGUCCGCAACAUAGGUGUAGAAGGGACGACUACUCCCAAAACCACAACGACAGCUGAUAUAUCACCGUCAAAUAAUAAGGAUGCUGCCGAUAUUGCUGCAGAUAAAAUAUGGCAAGCCAAUGCAGAUUUCAGCGGACAAUUCUUAAAACUA
Molecule: messenger RNA, 1182 nt
Organism: Iphiclides podalirius (scarce swallowtail)
Lineage: Eukaryota; Metazoa; Arthropoda; Insecta; Lepidoptera; Papilionidae
Source: the annotation of a GenBank genome assembly